GAACGAAAUGUGGAAAGUGUUCGCAGUGCUAAAGAUGAACGCGUCCGUGAGAUUCGGAACGCUGUGGAAAUGAUGAUAGCUAGAUUAGAAACACAACUAAAAUCAAAAUUGAUAACAUUAAUGGGACAAAAGAACUCUUUGACUCAGGAAACGGAGCUACUGGAAUCUUUACUGCAAGAGGUGGAACACCAGCUGCGACUCUGCACUAGGAGUGAGCUGAUCAGCAAGAGUGGAGAGCUCUUACAAAUGUUCACACAGGUACACAGGAAACCCAUGGCAUCUUUUGUGACUGCGCCUGUAGCUGCAGACUUCACCAGUGAACUAGUGCCAGCAUAUGACAGUAGUAAAUUUGUAUUAACAGGAUUUGUAGGACUUCAACAUAAAGCAGAUCCAGUGUACAGUGCAGCAUUGAAUGUGUGUGGCUUAAGUUGGAGACUUAAAGUUUACCCAGUACGUCAUAACAUGGUGAUAUUUAAUAAUUAA
This is a messenger RNA of Anneissia japonica, 483 nucleotides long. RefSeq names its product E3 ubiquitin-protein ligase TRIM37-like. The transcript has 4 exons. The annotation marks the transcript as partial. Gene Ontology annotation, cellular component: peroxisome; aggresome. Lineage: Eukaryota; Metazoa; Echinodermata; Crinoidea; Comatulida; Comatulidae. Gene Ontology annotation, biological process: negative regulation of centriole replication; protein autoubiquitination. Gene Ontology annotation, molecular function: ubiquitin protein ligase binding; tumor necrosis factor receptor binding; ubiquitin protein ligase activity. The record is from RefSeq and is a predicted model, not a curated record.